AUUUGUUGAAGGCAUUUAUUAGCUUUCAGUCCUAUUUUUAUAAUGUCUCAUUGUAUGUAGUCAAAAUGUCAAAUAACUCAGUGCCAGAUUGUCAAACCACUAGUUAUUCAUACACUAAGAAAGAGAUUAGAGUUAUAUGUGUGUUAAUUGCAAUACUGAUACCCUUUUACAUAUCUGUUGAAAUAUCCUCUUUUAUAUGUGAUCAGUAUACUUUUUAUAGUUUCUUAACUGAGCGGGGGCUGCCCUAUGGAUAUGAUCUAACGAUUAAUACAAAUAAUAGCGAUGAAGUGAAAUUAAGAAGGCAGGAUGCUCAAAGGCAAACUCGCUCCCGGUCUAAUAUCCACCUUAGUAGUAUUCUUAUAGCCGGGGAAGCAAUACAAAUUUUAGCUGUUGCUAUCGUGGUUUUCUAUCGCCUAACACCAUGGGGUCUAGUUGUAUCGAAUGUACUCGAAGGUUUCAUUGGUGGUGGUCUACUUUCAGCGAUUGCCCAGUUUUCUGUUUGUAUUGCAGAUUUGACAAAUUAUGAUCAAAGACAAGGUUGUGAUUUAGCCAGAAAAGCUGUAUAUGAUCGUCGAAGAUGGUUGCUACUCACACUAAUCGACGGUUUAGCCUGUCUUAGCUUGGCAACUGCUAACAUGAUUGCAGCCUUUUCAAAACAAGAAGUAAUAUGUGCAGAUUCGUAUGUGGAACUUUCUUGCAAAGCCUUCUCCUCGGAUAUGGAACUAUUAAUUCUGGAAGCUGUACUUAAUCAUAAUUUAACUUUUCCUCUGGCCUCAAAUACUGAAUCGGCACUGCAGAUCUGCACAAAAACUAGUGAAAUCACUGCCUCUUGUCCUUCAGUCGACAGUAUGCCAAUCGUUUCAAACAAAUGCAAUGGACAAUUAGCUUGUACUGUCAGUCCAAAUACUGUGCUUGAAUCACUGUACCAAAAGAAGCCAAAAAAGUCUGACUCACCUGAAAGAACAUGUUCAAAAUCACAUCUUUAUUUGAGAUACACAUGUGUACAUAAUGUACUGCUGGAGACAACUCACCAACCUAUAGAUUCAAAGAAGUUAGACAGGCAUCGAGGAAAAUAUACUUCUAAGACGAAAAAAAGACCCCACAAGUCAGGCGGAAAUUCCAGCAGCAAUCAAAGGAUGAAUGACAUGGAUCCUGUGUUUUUCAGUGAUGACCUUAGUAUUCAUUCUGGUCAGAUGGACAAUACCAAUCCACAAACAAACUCCUUAAAACACAAAGCAAAGAGUUCAACAUCGACAAUAAACGAUGAAAUACUCAGUGUACUUAACGAAUUAUCGAUUUCUCCAAAAACAAAGUCAUCUCAUUUUUAUCUUUCCGCUUUGUUACCUGCAGUAUUAUGUAUUUUUGUCAGUUGCAUAUUUGCAGUUGCCAUUUUAUGCCAUCGAAAGCAACUUUUCAAAAAGAAGCUGAAAUCUAAUAACAUAUCUCAAAUAUUACACAAUCCAGCUUAUUGUGAUCGCCAUGCUCCCUAUAAUGAAACGACUGAAGAUUCUCAUGAAAAUGUUUGCCAGUCAGAUAUGCAGAUAAAACUUUCGCAUAAACCUCACUCAGUCAAAAAGUGUGUGCCUGAUUGGAUGAAUGGGAAGAAUUUUAUUUCAAAUCUACAGUCAUUUCAGCAAACAAAUUUUUCAACUAGUCAUUCUCCUCAGUGCUGUCUUGAAUGCGAAAAUGAACAAAAAGAACUGUCACAAAUUUUUCAUUAUCAAAAUAUUUCAUAUGGUGACGAUAAUAAUAAUAAUAAUAAUAAUAAUAAUAAUAAUAAUAAUAAUAAUAAUAAUAAUAAUAAUAAUAAUGCAAAUCAUUCAAUUAAAGCUAGUCCAAAUUCAAGCAGUAGGAUGCCAAGUACAGAAAAUUCAUUCCCAGCAAAUUGUACCGAUAUCAUUGGCAAAAUGGAAACCGUAUGGCCAACAUCAACUGCAUUUUCAAGUAACGGAUUUUUAAACUCUUCAUCAAAGCAUCAUAAUCAGUGUAAUUCACCUCAGUUUAAUCACACUAACAACCUUUUUUAUGGAAACUAUAGUGCUUGCUUAAAUAAUGGUAAUCAAGUGACUCCACAAAUUUGUAUUCAUAGGUCAGAUGACCAAACUAAUGGUAUGAGAAGUCAAAAUCCUUAUUUAGCAGACAGGGCAGACAUAAAUACCAGAAAAUGUCGAUAUCUUGAUGGUAGACUCAUUCACAAUGUUCACGCUAAGUUUAAUGAAUGCACUACAGCUCAACAAGAAACAUCCUUCAACCCACAUCAAAAUCUCCAAGCUUGGUUCACUCAAAUACUAAAGAGUCCUCAAUGCAUUCAAGUGGACAGGUUAACUGUAAAAGAAAAUGCCGAUUAG
This is a messenger RNA of Heterobilharzia americana, 2348 nucleotides long. NCBI's taxonomy places the organism in Eukaryota, Metazoa, Platyhelminthes, Trematoda, Strigeidida, Schistosomatidae. The record is from the annotation of a GenBank genome assembly.